AUGUCUCAAGCGUCAUCGUUCAAUGGUUUCGAGCACGAUGAUGCCUUUGACGUCGACUGGCUUCGUGUAGACGGCGAUCAUGAACUUUAUUUUGAGCAAUAUGGUAACCCUGAAGGGAAAGCUGUAAUCUAUCUACACGGUGGUCCCGGCGGUCAUAUCAGCAAACCGAAUACCGUAUUCUUCUCCCCUAAGACGUAUCGUACCGUCCUCCUAGAUCAACGCGGCUGUGGUAGAUCACGGCCAAAUGCUUCCAUACACAACAACACGACAUGGCAUCUCGUGGCUGAUAUUGAAACUCUCAGGCAGCACCUCAAAAUUUCUAAAUGGCAUAUCGUCUUCGGAGGAUCCUGGGGUUCAACGCUCGCAUUAGCAUAUGCCCAAACACAUCCUUCAUCUGUGGGCUCACUGGUUCUGCGUGGUAUUUUUACAGUAAGAGAAUUCGAAUUAAAAUGGACCAUGCUUCCUGGCGGUGCAUCGAAACUAUUUCCAGAACAUUUUGAAGAAUUCCUGAAUUUCUUACCAGAGGAAGAGCGAGCCGACCAUAUCGAGGCAUAUAAUAAACGUCUCAUGUCCGACGACGAACGCGUCAGUCACCCUGCAGCUCGAGCAUGGAAUAAAUGGGAACUUUCGAUCAGCACGCUGUACCCGAACCUUCCCGGGCUGGCUCAAUUAGAUGACACCUCCUUCAAUCUUGCUCAUGCGCGAAUCGAAGCGCACUACUUUCGCAACCGAGCAUGGCUAGAGGAAGGGCAGCUGCUGAGGAAGGAAAACAUCGAUAAGAUUCGCGAUAUUCCUAUGACCAUCGUGCAGGGCCGCUAUGACGUCGUCUGUCCGUCAAUCACGGCGUGGGACCUUCACAAAGCAUGGCCGGAGUCAAAGCUACAUCUUAUCAAUGAUGCUGGGCAUAGUGUAACAGAGCCAGGAACAACGGCAAAGCUCAUCGAAGUUGUUGAAGAGUACGCAAGUCUUUCUAUUGAGCGAUGA
This is a messenger RNA of Pseudovirgaria hyperparasitica, 984 nucleotides long. RefSeq names its product proline iminopeptidase. Lineage: Eukaryota; Fungi; Ascomycota; Dothideomycetes; Acrospermales; Acrospermaceae. The record is from RefSeq and is a predicted model, not a curated record. The transcript has 2 exons. Gene Ontology annotation, molecular function: aminopeptidase activity. Gene Ontology annotation, cellular component: cytoplasm. Gene Ontology annotation, biological process: proteolysis. Bases 1 to 984 code for a protein of 327 amino acids.